Molecule: messenger RNA, 4114 nt
Organism: Anopheles coluzzii
Lineage: Eukaryota; Metazoa; Arthropoda; Insecta; Diptera; Culicidae
Product: alpha-tocopherol transfer protein-like
Exons: 4
Coding region: 2790-3770 (326 amino acids)
Cellular component (GO): membrane
Molecular function (GO): phosphatidylinositol bisphosphate binding
Source: RefSeq, a predicted model, not a curated record
CUCUUGCGUCCUGCUUUUCUGGGACUUGUCCAAAUUCGCUUGCUACACCAAUCGUUCACGCAAGCGUUCUCCUCUCGCCCGCUCUUUGUAUCAUUGUACAGGUACUCCCCGAUAUACGCUAUCAAUGCGUACCGGAGGCAAUAGCGUAUCUCGAAUAUUCAAUAGCGAAAGUCGAAUUUCGAGGUUUUCAGUCAAAUUAUAACUAAUAUCCGUAUAACUUUGCAUGAAGUGGUAGGUUUUAGCCACUAAAUUAGUUAUUUGAUCUAAUUUCAACUGAAUUUUUCAAUUUUAUACCAUUUGAAAUGGUUUUUAAUAUUCAACCAAAGGGAAUUUAUUUUGCAUUUGACAUUCGAUUUAUAAAAUUAGUACUACUUGUUCAAAGAACCGUCAAAUUUAGAAAAAAAGCGUAUAGCGAAAUCGUGUAUAUCGAGUAUGGCGUAUAUCGGGGAAUACCUGUAUAGCCACACGAGGAAGGCGCUGCUUCGCGUUCACAUGAAAAUGUGAUAGUGUGAAAUCAAGUUUGCAAGCGGUAGGACGCGUCGGUGUGUGUCCGUUUUUUCUCUCGUGAAACCAGUACGGAAAAACUAUUUGAAAUCGUAACACACGCACGAACGGAAGUGAGCACGGACCACAACAGAAGCAAUAUUCAAUUGGUUGGAGUGCCGAAAACAGAACAGGAGAGGAAAGAAGGCAGGAACGAUCCGAUCCUCCAACGUGCUAGCGCCUGGUAGAGGAGAAGCGGCAGGAAGGUAGAGACGAACAUCCACCUCGCUAGUGCAGCACGUAGGAGCAGCAAGAGUGAAGCAAGCAGGACGCGUACACACCAUUCGACGAAGGCAAAGCUGGAGGAAAGGAAGAACGAGGAGAGAAGGCAGGCAAGACGGGUACGUGUGUAUCCCGCACCGGUUUUCGGCAGUGUGAAUUGUGUGAGUAUGUUAAUAUGUAUGUGCGAGUAAGAAGGUAAAAUAAAGAGCGUAAGCAUGUGCAGAAUGGACAAAAGAGAGUAAGAGUCUUUGUAGGGAGAAUGGAGAGAAUGAAAGAAAUUGAACAAUAAUGUAGUAUACAGAAACUACAUGUAUGAUACACGCUGUCGCACCGUUGCAGAAACGUGCUCUUUAGUGCUGCUAAUGAGCACGAUUUGAGAACGUUUUGAGCCCGUUUUUUCUCAUACAAAAUUGGAAAUUGUCGCGCGAUAAUGUCGGUUGGGAAAAGACGCAGACGACGGUGACUCCUUCUGCGUUACAAGCGGAUUGCGGAUCCAGAGCAGAAAACAGAAGCCCCCGAUUGUGUGUGUGGAUGGUUGCACAAAGCGAUGACGAUACAGAAAAGCUGCGUCUUAACAGUCAACUUAACACAGCCAUCGAUUUCGCAGUCAUGAGAUUGAGCUUAUGCAAUACCUUCAUGUGUGUGUGUGUGUACGUGUCGGCAGCAUAGGACAGUACGAUCUUCUGUUACAGAGGGCCAAACCCUACGGUGUAACCACUUUAACCUGCCACCGAACCCGAGCCAUAUCCUGUGCGAAGUGCGGCGUAAAAGAAAGACCCUGACCUAUUCUGCCGAUGCGAAGUCGAACUCUCUGUCCUUCACACACUUAUCUGUGACGACGCUGGGCGGUUGACCAUCUCGUUAAUAGUUUCGCUAUCCUUUACCAUCGUGAUCGUGUGUGUGCGUGUGUGUGUAUUUUCAAUAUUCUCGGCAUGCGAGGAGCUACACAACGCAGCCUUGUUUGCAUGUUUAAAAGAUCCAUUAAGCCGGACACGGACAUCCAACAACACGAGCUCCUCGUCCCACGAAAACAAACGCUGUUUGUCUAUGAUGCUAAUGUUGUCGAAAAGAGAUCAUACGCUUGUCGGAAUGCUGGGUGACUUGUGCGCUAGUGACAACCAAACCCCGGAAAGUCCCGCUGCAGGGUCUUAAAGGCUGGUAUACUGGUUUACCUUUGCUUAGUGGCACCAAACAGGACCUUGAAUUUGGUUGCUGCUGCUGUUACUGCUGCAUCCUUUGAAACCAGCUUGACCGCGCGUGCCUGCUUCCCGGGGGCCCUGUGCCAAUGGGAAUGGAAUCAAUGCAAAGGUCAAACGGGCCUUUUCUUUCUGGUUUGGCCAAAAAGGGUGAACUUGUGCGACUGCGAAACGGUCUUUCCAACGCUUCGUUCGGGCGUAACGAACGGAACGCGCAUUUGCGUUUGCUAUCUGCGCGUUUUGAUCCCAAUAAACAGUGUGGCACCCCCGUUGAUUGCCAAACCGCCAGUUCGAUGGAUUUUGCAUUUCGGCACAAGGCUACGCCAACGGCAAAGUGUGUUAGCCAAGCGUUGAUUGGGGUGUAGUUUUACCAUAUGGCAUCGUGCGGAGUGUCCAACUUUUUGGACACUGACUAAGCUACCCCAACCUCUCCCGGACAGACUCUUUUGCUCCCGAUUUUCAAAGACCUCCUCGCCAAGCAUGUCGCAUGAAGACGAACCGUCUCAUCCGGCGGUCGGCGUUCCGAAAACCAGUUGCUCCACGUGAUGGAAACGAUGGAAAGACGAAGAAGUUCGAUGGUUCGACAAUAGAUCCCGAGCCGACGCGAAACAGAAGACAAAGAAAGACGGACAAGCACAACCUGCGACUACCUGGCCACGCCGUGCCGUGACGUGCCGUGCCUCUCUGCGGUGGAAAGGGAAAGUGCGUUAUUCUUCCACCCCGAGCUUUCGCAGACCGAGCGCACCGACCGUCAGUGUCAGUUGGUGUUUGGAGGUGAUCGUGAACACAACAGGAACAACACAACACAGCACCAGCAACAGCAUCAUCAUGACGGUCACGUACGGUGUCGAGAAGUGUCCGGAAAAGUUCGACGAGUAUCGGUGCAGCCUGCCCGAGCAGUACCGGAAGCUGGCGGCGGACCAGCUGCGCGAGGACGAUCACAUCCGCAAGCAGGCCAUCGAUCAGAUGCGCCAGUGGAUAGCGAAGCAUCCGUACAUCCGCCGCUGCCGCACGGAUGCCGUGUUUCUGCUGCGCUUUCUGCGCCAGCGCAAGUUCUCCAUCCCGAAGGCGUGCGAAAUGCUGGAACGAUAUCUAGCACUUCGCCAGACGUUCCCGCACUGGUUCCAGGGGCUGGACCCGUACGAGAAGACGAUGGUGGCGCUCGGCGAGGAGGAGGUGUUCCACGUGCUCGGGUUCGACGCCAAGGGCCAGAUCGUGAUACUGAUCAAGUCGCGCAACUUCCGCGUGGACAAGUACGACCUGGAGGAUCUGAUACGGUUUCUGCACAUGAACAUGGAGAUUCUGUCCUGCGACGAGAUGGUGCAGGUGGCCGGCGUGGUACUGAUCGUGGACUGUUACGAAGCAUCGAUGGCACACUUCACGCUGUUCCGGCUGAGCGAGAUGCGCAACAUUGGGCCGUACAUCAACCACCUGCUGCCGAUCCGCUGCCGGGAAAUUCACGUCAUCCGGCUGCCGAAGGUGGCCGCAUCUAUCGUGGAUCUGCUGUUUGCCUACGUCAGCCCCAAGCUGAAGCAUCGGUUCUUUUUCCACAAAACCAUUAAUGAGGCGGUAAGCUACCUGGGCAAGACGCUGCUACCAACGGAGUACACCGAUCAAACCGAAGAACCGAAAGCCCUCACGCACGUGUACAGCAAGCGCAUCCGCGAAAGCCGCGACGAGCUGCAGCUGCUCGACCAGAUGGAGAUUGAUGUGGCCAAGUUUUCCUCCGUGUGGAGCAAGACCGGCUGUGCGCCGGGCGGUAUCGACGCGGGGAUGGUGGGCAGCUUCCGCAAGCUGGACAUCGACUAGCGUGUCUGUUGCAUGCGCAACAUUUACGUUAUAUUUAUAAGUGUGUUUCCGGUUCCAACUCUCUUGCACACUCCUCCUCUUCCCAUCUCCAUCGCGACGGUAUCAUAUCGGUAGGCUCAUAGGGUUGUAUUGUAUUGUAUUAUGUUUAGUGAUUAGCAUCUGUUUUGGAAAGCAUAACUCACCUUCCAUCCGUUUUGUGCACGGUGUCUACCACAUACCGAGUCGGUUUUAUUCCACUCUUUAGGGUAUUAGAAGUUAGCUGCACUAAGAUAUCUGCAGAAAAGGGCCGCUGUAACGAGCUCACGAAUAAAAUGAUUAUAAUAAAACACUCAAAACCAAAAAAA